CUCUCUCUCUCUACUUACUCUCUUUCCAAAUCUCUACAUACACAAACACUAACACUAGCUAGUAUACUAAAGCCUUUGCAAAUUGCAAUUUUACAUAAGGAAAAUACACUAUGGCUUCAAUACCUCAAAUAAAACCAACAAAUACAUGGGGUGGUGCUCAAUUUAGCCACCCAUUUUCAUUACUAAACUCCAAAUCUAUCUCAAUGAGAAGAACUCAAUCAAGAAAAGGCAAAAUCAACUGCGCUUUGCAGUCUCCAUCAGUCAUCACUUUCCCAAAGCAGCCUUUCCCGGCGCCGGCGCUUCCCAAAGCCGAUCCCACGCCGGCGCAGUGGAAUCUGCUGCAGAGGGCCGCCGCUGCGGCCCUCGACGCUAUGGAGGGCGCGGUGGUCGCCCGCGAGCGCCGCCACGCCCUCCCGAAGACCGUGGACCCCGCAGUCCAGAUCUCCGGGAACUACGCGCCGGUGCCGGAGAAGCCGGUGCGGCACAACCUCCCCGUCACCGGCACGAUCCCAGAAUGCGUCCAGGGCGUCUACGUCCGCAACGGCGCCAACCCGCUCCACGAGCCGGUCGGCGGCCACCACCUCUUCGACGGAGACGGCAUGGUCCACGCCGUCUCCUUCAACGGCGGGAACUCGGCGAGCUACGCGUGCCGGUUCACCGAGACAGAGCGGCUCAUGCAGGAGCGGGCCCUGGGGAAGCCGGUCUUCCCCAAGGCCAUCGGGGAGCUGCACGGCCACCUCGGCAUAGCGCGGCUGAUGCUGUUCUAUGCCAGGGGCCUGUGCGGGCUUGUCGACCACAGCCGCGGGAGCGGCGUCGCCAAUGCGGGCCUCGUCUACCACGGCGGCCGCCUCCUCGCGAUGUCGGAGGACGACCUCCCGUACGAGGUCCGCGUGACGCCCUCCGGCGACCUCUGCACCAUCGGGAGGUACGACUUCUGCGGGCAGCUGAGGAGCACGAUGAUCGCGCACCCGAAAAUCGACCCCCGAACCGCGGAGAUGUUCGCCCUCAGCUACGACGUCAUUCAGAAGCCGUACCUGAGGUACUUUAAAUUCUCCACAUCGGGGGAGAAAUCUUCCGACGUGGAGAUUCCCCUCGACGUCCCCACAAUGAUGCACGACUUCUCAAUCACCGAGAAUUUCGUCGUCAUCCCCGACCAGCAAGUGGUGUUCAAGCUUCAAGAAAUGGCGAAAGGCGGCUCUCCGAUGAUCUACGACAAAGACAAAAAAUCGAGAUUCGGAGUUUUGCACAAAAACGCAACUGAUUCUGAAGAAAUCAUAUGGAUCGAGUGCGACAACACCUUCUGUUUCCAUCUCUGGAACGCGUGGGAGGAGCCCGAUCACGACGAGAUCGUCGUGAUCGGCUCAUGCAUGACUCCCGCGGACUCAAUCUUCAACGAGUCCGAUGAGAGUCUGCAGAGCGUCCUUUCAGAAAUCCGGCUCAACCUAAAAACCGGCCGGUCUACAAAGCGGUCAAUUUUGAACACGUCAGACCAGAUCAAUCUCGAAGCAGGGAUGGUGAACCGAAACCGGUUAGGCCGAAAAACACGGUUCGCCUACUUAGCCAUCGCGGAGCCCUGGCCGAAAGUGUCCGGCUUCGCAAAAGUCGACCUCUCGACCGGAGAGGUCGAAAAAUUCAUCUACGGAGAUGAAAAAUUCGGAGGCGAGCCGUUCUUCGUGCCAAACGAGAACGGCUCGGGCGAGGACGACGGCUACAUUCUAACGUACGUCCACGACGAGAAGGCGGGGAAGUCGGAGCUGUUGAUUGUGAAUGCGGCGACGAUGGAGAUGGAAGCAUCGGUGAAGCUUCCGUCGAGGGUGCCGUAUGGAUUCCAUGGAACUUUCAUUAGCAAGUCGGAUUUGGAGAAGCAGGUGUUGUGAAAUGACGGAAAUGUCCUUUGUAAAUAUUGUAAAUACAUAUACAUAUGGUCAUGAGGAGGGGUAUGGUAUGCCCGUGGGGUUUGUUAGGUUUAGAUUUUCGUCCCCGGAUCUCUCCUCUUUUACGUAAUUAAUCUCAUGUCAAUUCAA
Messenger RNA from Salvia splendens (bonfire salvia), 2024 nucleotides. RefSeq names its product 9-cis-epoxycarotenoid dioxygenase NCED2, chloroplastic. Gene Ontology annotation, biological process: carotene catabolic process. The transcript has a single exon. NCBI's taxonomy places the organism in Eukaryota, Viridiplantae, Streptophyta, Magnoliopsida, Lamiales, Lamiaceae. Gene Ontology annotation, molecular function: carotenoid dioxygenase activity. Bases 111 to 1877 code for a protein of 588 amino acids. Gene Ontology annotation, cellular component: chloroplast stroma. The record is from RefSeq and is a predicted model, not a curated record.